UGCUGACAUCACUAUCUCCAUGACAAACUGGGAGGUUGCACCUAUUUUAUUGUGUUGUGUAAUUGCAGUGAGUUAUUUUCUUAGUCUGGAUUACUGCGGAAGUAUAGUCUUGGGUUAAGUGCUUCCAAAAUGGAGCUGAAAAACAUUCAGUGGUCUAAAAGUGAAUACAGUCUGAACGAGUUUCGAAGAAAAUUUGAAACAUCUUUGCCUUAAAUUAUUAAAGUCACAGAGGGAUUCCUGGGCCAGCAAGAAGUGGAUUCAAUCAGUGCUGCCACUAUCCUUCGGAUUCAUUGCUUACGUUCACUGAAGAGAGCAAUUGCUGAAUGCAAAAAUGGAAAAGUGUUAUCACUGCCAGUAAACUCAUCGAUGCUGUUUUACGCGAUGGAUCAAAAAACUAACAAAGAAGUUGGACCGCUUACAAUGGAACAGGUUUUGUUAUACUUUACAUUGCCUGUGAAUAUCAGAUCUGCAGCUAACCUAACAUACACAGAUAUGAGAAUGAAUCCCAGAUUGAAGAAUCAGAAACUUGGAAACCUAUAUGUCACACAGACAUAUCAACAAGAAAUUCUACUGGGACACACCAUAAAUUCUAGUGGAUGUUUACUAGUUCGGAUACCUAUUGUGAUCCCAAUGUAUAUGCAUCAAAUUAAGGUUGUUGUAGCAGAAGGAUUCAUGGAUGAUAAUAAAACACAAUGGAAUAUAUGCUGCACCAAUUAUGAUUCGAUGGUCAACAAUGUGGGUUUUUUGGAUCAUUUCAUUUAUCAAGAUAUCACUUUGUUUGAUAAAACUGAAAAAAGUCGACAUGGAAAUGAAUACGCAGAACUUGAGCCAUUGUACAUCAGUCUGCAAGAAUGUAAGGAGGACAAUACAUAUCACACACUACAUUCUUAUCAAAGACAAAAUAAAAUGCUGCCGGUACAACUUCCUGUAGAGUAUCCAACUCAAGUCAAUCAACAAAAUAAGAUACAAGAAUCUCCAAAACUCAAACCAAAAGGCACCUCUCCUUUGCCUGUCUUAGCCAAAACAACAAUGGACACCCAAUCAUUAUCAAACACACCGUCUAGUACAAGCAAUGUACAAAUCGGCAAAACAAAUAAAAUUGCCACUAUGAGUGAUGUUCCACUGGAUUUACAAACUCUGGGUGUAGAUGAGAUCUGUGACUGUUUGAAUUUACUCAACAUGAAUCAGUACAUUAAGGCCUUUCAGUUACAGCAGAUUGAUGGGACUUUGCUCUUUGACAUGGACAGAGAUAUGAUGCAGACCACACUCAAGAUGAGCAAUUUUCACAUUACCAAACUUACACGAUUCAUGAAAGGAUGGAGGCCAAAAUAACUAAUGUAUGCAAUAUUCAUGUAAAUAAGGCCAUAAUGAGUCCACUCUACAUAAGAACAAAAGAAACCCGAGACGAAAAAAGACCAAGGUCCAUCUAG
Callorhinchus milii (elephant shark) is the source of this 1430-nucleotide messenger RNA. RefSeq lists its product as uncharacterized. Lineage: Eukaryota; Metazoa; Chordata; Chondrichthyes; Chimaeriformes; Callorhinchidae. The transcript is spliced from 5 exons. The record is from RefSeq and is a predicted model, not a curated record. Gene Ontology annotation, molecular function: protein binding. Bases 367 to 1332 code for a protein of 321 amino acids.